AUGUCGAAAACGAACGAGGAAAAGGGUGACCCGAGGAGGACAGUUGCCUCACACAUCCUCUCGCUGAACAUCGUCGAAGAGAAACUGAAACAAACGUCGGCUUUGGAUGCAUUUUGCGAUGGACGGGAUACGUUGUUGACAAUUGCGAGAAACGAUCAGAAAGGCGUCGAAAUGUCGACAUCGUCAAAAGAUGUCUCAACUCCAUCACAGGGAAGAGUCGUUUUUUACAAGAACAAACCUGGCCCGCUUCCAAUGGACACUUUUAAACAGAUAAUCAACAUGGUGACCGUGAACGGCCCAGCGAAUCAAGUUUUUCUCAGCUCGGUGCAACAGGUGUUCGGAAAGAAUAAAGAAAAUGGAUCAAGACAGAUCGAGGCGGCCGUUUCCCAAUUGGAGGACUCUCUUUUGGCCACCGUUCAACAGAAUGCAUCAUCGCCUAGAUCUGGCUAUGGUUCAUUGAAAGACGAAGUGAAAGCGAUUUUGGCGACGAGUGACACAAAAAAUGAACCGUUACGCGAUCUUUUUAAACCGCUCAACGAGGCCAUUCAAACGGCGCAGGGCGGUCAAAUCGAGGAGAUCGGGACAUUGGUGGAAUCGAUGGAGGAUUGUGUGGACGGAUUGUGGAGAGGAACGGAUUAUGGAGAGACAAAAUUGGCGAGAUUCAUCCAUUCUUGCGCCGAUUUCUUGAUCGAGACGAUUUCUGAGCGUUUCGACGAUUCGUUGUGGGUUGACAAGAAUUGUGUUGAUGGUUUGAAUGUCUCACUGCAAGCGGCACAACAAUGGAUUGACACUGUCAAGUUGAACACCACUCAAGUCUGGGCUCGUGGUGUUGACGGGAAUUGGCGAGGUGGUGAAGUGAAAAUGCCAUACAUGGAGGGUUUCGUGAAAAGGCUUGAAGAGAUUUUGUCACUCCGAAGUUUCCCCGAGCAACUCGCCUCUUUACUCAACGAGCCUCAUGUGAUCGGAGAAGUUGAAGAAACAAUAUCAAAAGGAAUGAUUGGAGUAUCUCCGUUCGUCUAUAGUCCCAACUCGGAAACGGCGUGGAGAGCGAAAAUUCAGGCCACCGAGCGCUCCCUGGAGCCGAUGAUCGAACGGGUGAUUCCGAUCCUCAAAACUCGACUCAUGCCAUCAAAUUUGGAUAAUAAUAUGCUUGCCAUGGAUUUGGAGAAGUUCAGGAAUUUUCUCAGUCGAACGAGGGUUAAAGAGAGGAUGUUGGCUGAGAGAGAAAACCUUAUGUCCCGCUUGAUCAAUGUCCUGUCAAGCAAAGAAAACGAGAUCGACGAUCGGAUGAAUCGAGGAGGACAAGCGGGGAGAUAUCUAUGCGAGGUGGCCGCGCGGAUCGUUUGGAUGCGAGAGCAGGGAGCACAGCUUGAAUCAAUCUCGUCCAGCUUGUCAAACCUGCUCUCCGAUCUGAAUGGCGUGCAAAAUCUGCAGAUGAAUUGGAUCGAUUACAAGAAAGCUACGAGCCGC
Messenger RNA from Mesorhabditis belari, 1470 nucleotides. NCBI's taxonomy places the organism in Eukaryota, Metazoa, Nematoda, Chromadorea, Rhabditida, Rhabditidae. The record is from the annotation of a GenBank genome assembly.